Molecule: messenger RNA, 1899 nt
Organism: Fusarium mangiferae
Lineage: Eukaryota; Fungi; Ascomycota; Sordariomycetes; Hypocreales; Nectriaceae
Exons: 8
Coding region: 1-1899 (632 amino acids)
Source: RefSeq, a predicted model, not a curated record
AUGGCAGGGAUGGAUAAGCCUUCGGAGACGAAACGACUCCUCUUUAUUAAUACCAAUGAAAAUGAUUUCCGUUCACGUAGAAGUCGCCAUAAGUCAAUUGAUUCCGAGGCUCGUCGGCAUGUUAUGCUUGAUAUUGGCCGGGCCCGACAAAAGCCUUCAAAGGACCGCCGGUUUGUCACCCUGACAUGGCAGGCACAAAAGGACGCAGGCAAACAAGAAAGUCCAAAGAGAAGACACCAUGGUCUUUUUAAAACACCCGAGAAGUUCCAGGUCACAAUGAGCACACCUACGUUGUAUGCAUUCGCUGUCUUCGAGAGGGAAUGGGGAGAGGAUUCGUUCUCGGCAUACGGCUUUACUCUUAUCAUGACCACGGGGCAAAAUGCGAUGAGCGGCACGUAUUUGACAAAUACGUUUUGGUCCCCUUUCGCCUUCAGGAAGUCUGCCUUUCUGAAGCACUACCAGCAAAUCUUUAGUUCACCAGAGGUUCUUGUCCCAUUAUACCGUCAAUCAUCUUUAGAACUCAAGGCAAUGGCGCUGGAGCGCUCACUGAUGACAAUUCAGUGUAUCGAGUCCAGACUUGCAAGCUCUGAUACAAGUUGGGCAACAUCAGACAGCGUUAUUAGUGCUGUUCUGGCACUGAUCUGCUACAAUUUUUCCAACCUAGAUUUCGACCAAGCGAUGGUUCACAUCAGGGGUAUUUGGAUGGUGAUUGAGGCCAGGGGCGGCAUUUCUACUGUAGAGAAUAACCAGGACCUAUUCCUCAUGGUAUCAUGGGUCGACAUCACGGCAGCACUUCUGCAUAACACGAAACCCUUAUUUCCACUACCCAUGAGGAUGGACGCAUCUGUUCGCCCAGGCCCGAGUACGCUCCCAGAUCCGCUUUUUUGCCUCCUUGACGGCUAUGCAUUGUAUGAUGAGCGCUUUCUUGCGGUUCUUGCAUGUAUGGGAGACUUGAAUUCACUUGCCACAUUCCUCCGGACCGGCGAGAUGACUAAGGGCGAUGCCAUCUGGAGUGAUGGAGAGCAAAUUAAUCUCCUUUUGAAUCCCAUUACGCAUGACUUGUUAAACCAACAACUAUCGGAACCUCCGCAGUCUAAUACACCUUUCGAAAUGAUCUUGGAGUCACUUCGGCUUGGGGCUAUCAUCUGGAUCAUACAGACGAAGCGAAGGUGCCGCUCUUAUCCCGGCACUGCUCAAACACAUAUCACAUCGCUCCUCAGAAUAUUAUCAAAGGAUGCAGAAGCUGAUUCUCCAUGGAACUGCCGUGCAGACCUGCAGGUUGUUCGUCUCUGGCUCCUGGUUCUCUGCAGUGUCAGCGAACCGAGUGGCCAGGACUAUGCGACCUUGAUGCAAAUAAUAGCUUCCGAAAUGAAAGAACUGGACCUUGUGACUUGGAUCCAGCUUGUUUCUGUCAUACAAGGAAUGCCCUGGAUCUACUCGAGGAACGUGCCAGACCUUCCCUAUAUAAUCUUCGUUCGUUCCAUUCUCUCCUCUGAUUUCCUUCCCUCGCAUCCUUUCAUUCACACAUUCAAGCUUCACGGGUGUGUUGGAUCCCAGCCUCUCAGGACUCAGACGAUAAGACGCUUCAAGAUUGCCGGUCGUUGUGUCCUCGUCCUCUGUCGUCAUACGCUCCCAAACGAAGCUUCGCCUGUGAAUCAAUACACCUCAGGUAGAGUCUUUUGGCUCAUGAGCCCGCUUUAUCAUACUGUCGAUAUCGCUGUCGCAAAUCAAGUCCUCAAUCAUCGUGAUUACUUCUGUGCAGUACCGAUCUAUCAAUCAGACCCCCUUCAAGAAGAGGUCAUCUCGACCUUUAUAUUGGGGCCAACUUCAUCUCUUCGCCAUCUUUGGUACCAUUGGAGUCUUCAGCCGCAUCAUGGAAGACCCCAAUUUGACCGUUGA